Molecule: messenger RNA, 615 nt
Organism: Zasmidium cellare ATCC 36951
Lineage: Eukaryota; Fungi; Ascomycota; Dothideomycetes; Mycosphaerellales; Mycosphaerellaceae
Exons: 4
Coding region: 1-615 (204 amino acids)
Biological process (GO): proton transmembrane transport
Cellular component (GO): proton-transporting V-type ATPase, V0 domain
Molecular function (GO): proton-transporting ATPase activity, rotational mechanism
Source: RefSeq, a predicted model, not a curated record
AUGAGCGGCCUGACAUAUGGCGCCUCCGGCGCGGGUACUGCCCUGGUCAUCAUCGGCUUAUACAUGCUCUUCCAAGGCGAAGGCGAAGCCUUUAACGUCGGCGCGUUCCUCGAAUCGAUAUCACCCUUCGCAUGGGCAUCAACAGGAAUCGGACUUUGCAUAGGACUGUCAGUGGUUGGAGCAGCAUGGGGCAUCUUCAUCACCGGCACAUCGAUUCUUGGAGGAGGUGUCAAGGCACCACGAAUCCGGACGAAGAACUUGAUCUCCAUCAUCUUCUGCGAAGUCGUGGCUAUCUACGGCGUCAUUAUGAGCAUUGUCUUCUCGGCCAAGAUGGAGCCAGUAUCGGAUGAGGGCUUAUACUCUGCCGGAAACUACUUUACUGGAUACGCACUCUUUUGGUCUGGGCUACUUGUCGGUGCAUGCAAUCUGGUGUGCGGCAUCAGUGUGGGCAUCAACGGGUCGAGCGCUGCUCUGGCUGAUGCGGCAGAUCCAAGCUUAUUCGUCAAGGUCCUCGUGAUUGAGAUCUUCUCGUCCGUGCUUGGGCUUUUUGGACUGAUCAUCGGGCUGCUACUGAGCGGCAACGCAGACCCUUUCACUGGGGCAAACUCCUCAUGA